AUGGAUGUUGAUAGAUUAAGUGUAUUGCAUAGGGGUCCAUAUUUGGUUUAUGGGAGACCUUUAAUGCUAAAAGUUAUGCCACGUUAUUUUGACUUUGAUGAUAAGGACGUGAGCACUAUGCCGGUUUGGGUAAACCUACCGGGGUUGUCUUUAGAGUUUUGGAAUACGAAUACCUUGGGCAAAAUUGUGUCUAAGGUUGGAAAACCCAUCUCAACCGACAAGAUUAUGGCAACGAGAGGCCGACUUUCCUGUGCAAGAACUCUUGUCGAAAUUGAUGCUUCUAUUGAACUUGUGCGGGAGGUUAAGAUUAGGCUCCCAAAUGGCACGUUGAAGGAACAAGAAAUUGUUUAUGAACAUGAACCAAAAAUUUGUGGUUCUUGUAAAGUGUUCGGUCAUACUCCUCUUGGAUGCAACAUUAAACACGCGGGGGGAAGGGGGACAAAGGAUGGAAAUUCAGCCGCUACUUCACAGUCCCCUCCAACCGAGAUAGCAAACCGUGGGAAAGUUACUGGGCAGCAAUCUGGGGUUUUGGAUGAGCAACAAAGGCUGCAUCUUAACCAAAAUACAAAGCACUUAAUUGAUGACCAACAAGGCCAAAUUCUUGGCCAGGGUAAGGAACCGUUUGUUGAGGUUAUUAGCAAGAAAAAUCGAGCUGUUUCGGGGGGAAAUCUGCUCUUGAUGGGUACUCAAAAAUCUGGACCAAUUUCGUCAUCUUAUCCAAAUGAGGCAGAUUCAAGUAAUUUGAAAAAUGAAAAGCUCAAAGGCAAGGUCGAGGAGAAAAGGAAAUCGGGUUCGAAAGUUGACAAGAAGAAGGGUGCAUCCCUUGCUUCGACAUCAUGA
This is a messenger RNA of Olea europaea var. sylvestris, 840 nucleotides long. RefSeq lists its product as uncharacterized. The transcript has 2 exons. The coding region runs from base 1 to 840 and encodes 279 amino acids. Lineage: Eukaryota; Viridiplantae; Streptophyta; Magnoliopsida; Lamiales; Oleaceae. The record is from RefSeq and is a predicted model, not a curated record.